Molecule: messenger RNA, 1173 nt
Organism: Quercus robur (English oak)
Lineage: Eukaryota; Viridiplantae; Streptophyta; Magnoliopsida; Fagales; Fagaceae
Exons: 1
Coding region: 1-1173 (390 amino acids)
Source: RefSeq, a predicted model, not a curated record
AUGGAAUCCAACCCAGACUCAGCAGCCUUGGCCCAACAAGUUCAAGCCCUUACAGCCACCAUUGAAGAACUCACUAAACAAAACCAGGAAAUGAAGCUACGACUCCAGCAGAUUCAACAGGCCCAAAAGGACGAAAGCCGGUCCAAGGGUAACUUGGAGGGAGAAGGGGAUAGCCACAGGAGAGGUACCCCCCAAAGGCCAGCUACCCCGAACGAACAGAACUCAGAUCUUCUUCGAAGAAUGAGGAAAGAGAUGAACGAACGAAGGAGCGCCAUCAAAGAGAAGACGGACCGGAGUGUAGACAAAAUGGUAAGGGCUACGGAUUCACCCUUCACCGCAGCGGUACUUGAAUGCCCCGUACCGUCAAAGUUCCGUUUACCUCAAUUAAAGCCAUUCGACGGACUCAAGGACCCUCAGGAUCAUCUUAAUACCUUUAAAACGACUCUGGGUCUUCAACAACCACCUGACGAGAUACUAUGUCAUUCCUUCCUAACCACUCUCAAAGGACCUGCAAGAGAAUGGUUCACGAAGUUGCAGACCUUGUCCAUAGACAACUUCGAUCAAUUAAGCAGUGCCUUCUUACACCAUUUCAUAGGGGGGCAACGUCCAAAAAGGCCGGUAGACUACUUACUUACCGUAAAGCAGGGAGAGAAGGAAACUCUGAGGUCAUAUGUCCAACGAUUCACCCGGGAGACUUUGGAGGUGGACGAAGCCGAUGACAAGGUGCAGCUGACGACCUUCAAAGCAGGGCUGAGGUCCAGAGAUCUUGUGGCCUCCCUCGCUAAGAAUCCCCCAAAGACGAUGGCAGAAAUGCUUCUGAAGGCACAGAAGUACAUGAAUGCUGAAGACGCUUUAGCUGCCAUAAAGGAUAAUGAGAAGCCAGGCGACAAGGCCAAGAGGGAAGACGAUCGCAAGGGGCAGAAGAGAGAUCGACCAGAUCGUCGGAACAACGACGGGAAUAGGAGGAAAGAUGAUAAAAAUCCUCGGACGGUAAGAUUUACUCCUCUAGUCAUGCCUGUUGACAAGAUUUUCACGCAGAUCAAGGACGAGCAUUAUCUCAAAUGGCCUAGACCAUUGCACUCAUCCCCUAAUGUCCGUGACAAGAAUAAGUACUGCCGGUUCCACAAGGAUCAUAGCCACAACAUGGAAGAUUGCAGGGACCUGAAGGAGUAG